AUGGCGACGGUUGUCACCCUGACUGUUGCCCUGGACGACAGCGUUGCCCUUAGAAACAGAUGGGCCGUCUGGAGGGCCCUGCUCCCUAAAGGACCCCCGAGGCAGUCUAACCUAAUGCCUGACCAUGAAGGCCCACUGGCCAAGCCAUCCAGUCCAUUGCCUGACCAGAACUACCACCUCUCUAGAGAGGGGACGUCACGGGGUCGCCGCGAUGCCAACGGUAGCGGUGGGCGUGGCCAGGGUCAGCUGAUGAGGGUGGGGUGUGUCCUGGGAACCUGUCAAGUUCAGAACCUCAGUCACCGACUCUACCAGCUGAUUGGACAGAGUGGGAGACAAGACUCCUCCCCCAUCAAUCCCCGUAGCCCGCACAGCUACGGCUGA
Molecule: messenger RNA, 381 nt
Organism: Oncorhynchus masou masou (cherry salmon)
Lineage: Eukaryota; Metazoa; Chordata; Actinopteri; Salmoniformes; Salmonidae
Gene: adm2b
Product: adrenomedullin 2b
Exons: 1
Coding region: 1-381 (126 amino acids)
Biological process (GO): adenylate cyclase-activating G protein-coupled receptor signaling pathway; positive regulation of heart rate; regulation of systemic arterial blood pressure
Cellular component (GO): extracellular region
Molecular function (GO): hormone activity
Source: RefSeq, a predicted model, not a curated record